AAAUUACUUUAUUUUGUGUUUAGAAUAACAAAUAUUUAGAUUUUUUGAAAAUGUUUUAUAAUUUUUUUAAAAAAAUUAAUCAAAAUCUUCUCGCAUGCUUUACUAAAUGACAUCAAUCUAUGGCCCAAAAAAAGAAGGAAUCUAUUAAAGAAAUAUAGAGGGGGAAAGUAAAGACUAAAGUGGGAGUUUUUUUUUAUGCGACGGGAGUACAGAGCUUGGUAUUCUCUUUUAUUAGAAAGGGAUUUUUUUUUUUCAUAUUUAUCCAUGUUUUUUUUAGGGUUUUUUUUUUUUCAGUUACUGUAGAUAAAUUAUCUGUAUUGAGCUCAAUACGAUAUCAUUUUGGGACAUAAAUCAUUGUGUUUUUUAAAUUUUAAUUUAUUUCAUUGUUAUUAUAAUCUUUAUCAUUAUAAUUUUUUAACUUUAAAACGUCAUUUUAAAAGUAAAUAAAGAUAAUUUAUUUAAAGUGACUGCUGAAGUAUAUUUUCUCUUUUUUUUAUAAUUUCUUUUAAGUGCAAUUUUUUUUUUAUAGAUGUACAUACAUAUGUUGCACAUAAAGUUUUCUCACUAACCCGAGGAUAUAAUUGACUUUUCUUGCUAACGGAGAAUAAAAAGUAAAGAAAUAAAAACAAAUAACUGGAUAAGACAUCAAUUAAACAAAGGAAACGCAUCUUUGGUGAUAGCCAUCUGUGCAGAAGAAAAUCCUCCUUUAAACACCAACAGAACAACAUGAGGAAAUAGUUUUUGAAAGAAGAAAAAAAGGCCAUUUUCACUGAGAAAGAGGCUUGCGUAAGCUUCUAGAAUGCUUAAUUAUUCUGCCAUGUGCAUACACUUGAUGUGUAUCGAAGUCAAAAAGCAGAAAAUGUAACUUCAAGGUGCAAAGUUUUCUUCAAAAUUGUCGUAUUAUGGACGGCAGGUCUCUAUAUCUUAGUAUGCUUCGGCUUCACUGUUGCCCCUAAAUUAUUUCAUUACCCUCAAUCCUCAAUUGUCUCAAAAUUCACCUCUCUUUCCACCCUCUAGCCUUCACACAAAGAAAGAGAGGUUCAGUAUUUGUCAAGUGGGAAAUGAGUUCCACUGGAUAUGGAGAAUCAGGUACCCAGAUACCUGAAAAUACCAAAAGUACUUCCCUUUUCAGGUACAAUUCACCGUUUGUUCAGAUCAUCCUUAUUGGGUUGGUCUGCUUUUGUUGCCCUGGUAUGUUCAAUGCCCUCUCUGGAAUGGGUGGCGGUGGCCAAGUCAACGCUACUGCCUCCAACAACUCCCUCACUGCACUUUACACCACUUUUGCCAUUUUUGGCAUCCUUGGUGGUGGCAUCUACAACAUCCUCGGACCCCACCUCACCCUUUUCGCAGGUUGUUCCACAUAUGUACUCUAUGCAGGUUCCUUUCUUUAUUACAACCAUUACCAACACCAAACCUUUGCCAUAGUUUCUGGUGCCAUUCUCGGGAUUGGAGCAGGGCUAGUAUGGGCUGCACAAGGUGCUAUUAUGACAUCAUAUCCUCCAGUGAACCGCAAAGGGACUUACAUUUCCAUUUUUUGGAGCAUCUUCAACAUGGGUGGUGUGAUUGGUGGCUUAAUUCCUUUCAUUUCGAAUUACCAUCGUGGUAAUAAUGCUGCUUCUGUUAAUGAUGGAACCUACAUAGGUUUUAUGGUGUUUAUGUCAGUUGGGGCUAUUUUGUCAAUGUCUAUCUUGCCAGCAAGUAAGGUUAUUCGUGAUGAUGGGACUAGGUGUACCAAUAUGUUGUACUCUAAUGUUGCCACUGAAUCAGUGGAGAUUCUUAAGUUGUUCUACAAUUGGAAAAUGCUUCUCAUAAUUCCUGCUGCUUGGUCCAGCAAUUUCUUCUACACCUACCAAUUCAAUCAUGUCAACGGGACAGAGUUCAGUUUGAGAACUAGAGGAUUUAACAAUGUUUUCUAUUGGGGAGCACAGAUGGUGGGAUCAGUUGGGAUUGGAUACAUAAUGGAUUUCAGUUUUAAGAGCAGAAGGAAUAGGGGUCUCUUGGGAAUUGGUGUGGUAGCUACUCUUGGGUCUGUCAUAUGGGUUGGUGCACUUGCUAAUCAGAUUAAACACCAUACCAAGAUUUUGGAUUUUAAGGACUCAGGUUCUAGCUUUGCUGGGCCCUUUGUGUUGUAUUUUAGUUUUGGGUUGCUGGAUGCCAUAUUCCAGAGCAUGGUCUAUUGGGUUAUUGGAGCACUGGCUAAUGAUUCUGAGAUUCUUAGCAGGUACAGUGGAUUCUACAAAGGCAUACAAAGUGCAGGGGCAGCAGUUGCUUGGCAAAUUGAUAACCGCAACGUUUCCUCCAUGACACAGUUGAUUGUGAAUUGGGUUCUCACUUCAGUAAGCUAUCCGUUACUCUUGGUUCUGAUCCUAUUGGCUGUGAAAGACGACAAUAAGACAGAAGAGGAACCCGUUAAAGAGGUUGACACUGGUUUUGCCGGAUGACAUUAUCCAAGUUGUCUAGAAAAAUCAACAGAAUCUUUUGUCUUUUACUGUCAUUUUCUUUUUUAUUAUUAUUAGAAGGCAGUCUUUGAUAUAAACGUAAGAUAAGAACUGUGCAUAGGUGGAACUUUAUGCUGUAGGUUUUUAUUUUUAUUUUUUAAGGUUGUCAUGUCAUUGUUCAAAGGUCUCACGAUCAUAUUUAAAACUUUGAAGUAUUGGAAUUUCCAUUUGAAUGUGUAUAUGGAACUCACUUGUGUGAUGUGUUAGAGAAAAGUAAAGGGCAGCAAAUUUAUGUAAUUUAUAUUACCUAUGG
Molecule: messenger RNA, 2751 nt
Organism: Gastrolobium bilobum
Lineage: Eukaryota; Viridiplantae; Streptophyta; Magnoliopsida; Fabales; Fabaceae
Product: UNC93-like protein 1
Exons: 2
Coding region: 1062-2441 (459 amino acids)
Source: RefSeq, a predicted model, not a curated record